Cladophialophora yegresii CBS 114405 is the source of this 1767-nucleotide messenger RNA. RefSeq lists its product as uncharacterized. NCBI's taxonomy places the organism in Eukaryota, Fungi, Ascomycota, Eurotiomycetes, Chaetothyriales, Herpotrichiellaceae. The coding region runs from base 1 to 1767 and encodes 588 amino acids. The transcript is spliced from 2 exons. The record is from RefSeq and is a predicted model, not a curated record.
AUGGCGAGCGGCAUUGAGACCGCGGGCAUCGUGCUUGCCCUUCUUCCUCUGCUCGUCAAUCAGCUUGAUAGUUAUGUCCAGGGGAUCGAGACGCUGAAGGGCUUCCGCACCAGACGAUAUCGCCGCCAGUUCGAAGAAUGGUCGACAAGGCUGGGGACACAACAUGCCAUCCUACUCAACACACUCGAGCAGUCUCUCGAAGGCCUUGUAGACUACGACGAUGACAUCUCAGAGCUCAUCAACAACCCACGGGGACCGCUCUGGAGGGAUCCGUCCUUUCAGAAAAGUCUGGCCCAGAAGCUCGGCCGCAACUACGGCGCCUUCCUCAGGACCAUGACGGAGCUCUCAACCUUGUUAGAUACACUAUCAAGCAAACUCCGUCUUCAAUCCGCGGACCCUUUGAAGGUGUAUUGGGAUGAUGCCACUGCUGUUGAACGCGAAGUGAGAAAAUUCAAGGACAUCUUCUCCAAAUUUGUCUACGCCGAUUUGCUCGGCAAGAUUGACAACGCCAACAACUCCCUGAAGACGCUCAUAGAACAAUCGGACCAUCGGCAGGAGAGUCGACGUAAGCAUCGGGUCUCCAAGAAACCAUUACUGAAGUACAAGGCCGCGAGGAAGCAUGCUAGCAACCUGUACAAUGCUGUUGUCCGUGGGAAAUACUGGAAGUGUCCCUGCAAAGAUUCCCACUGCGUCCAUCUGCGCAUCGACGCAGAGCCCAUCGAGGCGAAUGACCACCACGAGGCAAGUCCGACGAUCCCCAGAUUUCGAAUGGCGUUCUCGACCAAAGUUGCUGACCCUAUGCAUGCCAUAUCGUGGCACUGGGAAGAAGUCGAGACAGUACCCGCUUUACUCGAGAUGCCUGUCGCAGCGCACAAGACCACCUUGGCCACUGCCCCCACUGCUGUCCAAAGGCCAGCUAAUGAUAAAAAGGUCCAGUUUGCGGUAGUGGCAACUCCGCUGCAGAGUCUCCCCUGGCCGAAACUCCCCGAUGUGCCACCAGCCCUCCCAAUCCCCGAUUUUUGUUCUGUUCUGUGCACGAUCGGGGCCAAUGGCAACCUCGCAAAAUACAUGGGCUCCAUCUCAGAUGAAAGUGAUGCGACCCACCGCUAUUGCUUCUAUCUACUGGAGAAGAAGGAGAAAAGAGUUGAGACACAGUCGUUGGAGGAUCUGCUGAGCUCUUCAUUUCAUUCAAUCGGAUCGCACACCAGUCGCCCAGCAUUUCUCUUCAGCAGACAUGAUCGACUAUUCUUGGCAGCAACGCUUGCAUCCAGCGUGCUUCAAUUUCACGGAAGCUGGCUGAAGAGCUAUUGGCGAAGUCGAGACAUCCUGUUCCCCAAGUUGGAGGGCAGUGGCCAAAUUCUGGUGGACCAUCCUUACCUCGCAGGCCAUGGCGUGAGCAAAGCAACGGCACACCCAGCCACAAGCACAAUCUCCAAUCCCCUCAUCCCCAGCGACGUAUUGUUCCCGCUGGGCCUUGUCCUGGUGGAGCUAUCGCUCUGCCAGUCUAUCUCCGCGUUAUGGAUACCGGAGGACGCAGAUUCCAUCGAACCAUAUGCGAACCUGAAAACCGCAACGCGCCUCCUCAACCGGGUAUACUCCGAAAGUGGCUGCAAGUACGGCGACGUGGUUACUCAAUGCCUCCGCUGGUCUGAAACGCGAAACUCAUCUGCGGAUGAUGAAGACUUCCAGGAACUUGCGUACCAGAAGAUUGUGUCGCCGCUGGUCGAGGAUCUCAGGGACUUUGAAGGCAAGGGUCGCAUUCGAUAA